Linum trigynum is the source of this 2913-nucleotide messenger RNA. The record is from the annotation of a GenBank genome assembly. NCBI's taxonomy places the organism in Eukaryota, Viridiplantae, Streptophyta, Magnoliopsida, Malpighiales, Linaceae.
CGUCCACAGUUCAACUCCCGCAACUACCGCCUGCCGGAGGGCGACUUCGGUUGCCGUAGUACGUACUACUUCUGCCGCCGAUAUUUGAAUAAGUGACCGCACUAGGGGCACACUGGCGAUUGAGAGAUUAAUUUCGUUGACGCAUCAAAUCAAUGCGGAAGAAUAUGCUCACCAUUCUUGCACAACCCCUCUUCUUGUAUAGGAUUCCCGUCUUGCCAAUAAAAAAGAACAGUGUCAAAUCCAUCCCCAUUGGCACUCCCUGGAUUAUGCCUCUCUUUGCUUGCAUAACAGAGGUUUUAAGUAACUAUAAGCAAGUUUCUACCCAGAUAUCUCCAGAGGAUGAGGAGUUCAGAGAUGAGAACUGGUAUCAAAUUCUCAAUGCUAUAGAAAAUGCUCCAAUGUCUGCCAGAGAAAUAUGCAGCUCCCAAAUUAGUAAGCUAUGCGAGUCUGGAAAUCUUUCUGCCGCUGCUAGAUUGCUUCAAUUCUUAAGGGAGAGAAACAUUUUUACCGCCCCAAACUUGUACAAUACCCUCAUGGAAGUAGCAGGUCGAAGAAAUGAUGUUGAAAUUUUGUGCCAGGUCUUCAAAGAUCUAAUUCUGUAUUGUAAAUCCCUUCCCUCAACUUGUUAUCUUACUCUAGCACGGGCUUUCUCUAGGAUAAACGAGCCUCUCUGUUUACUUCAACUUACCACAGAAAUUUCGGAGCUAAAAUAUCCAAGCAAUACUCUAGUUCUGAACAGACUCAUCUCUGCCUUUGCUGAGUGUGGCCAGUCGGAUAAAGCCCUUAUGAUAUUUGAUGAGAUAAAGAGUCUGAAGUGUGAGCCUGAUCUGGUCACCUACAAUACUAUCAUGGAUAUGCUAGGUCGUGCUGGUCAGACUGAUGAAAUGCUCAACAAAUUUGCCUCUUUAAAGGAUGCAGGGAUUAUCCCGGAUUUCGUGUCUUUCAAUACGAUAUUGAAUCACUUAAGGAGGAAGGGGAGACUGGAUUUGUGUUUGGUAUACUUAAAGGACAUGUCAGCUAUUGGAAUUCAACCAGACUUACUCACUUUUACUGCUUUGAUUAGUAGUUUUGGACAAUCAGGAAACAUUGAGGAAGCGUUGAGACUCUUCAAUGAGAUGAAGAUGAGACAGAUCCGCCCUUCUGUUUAUGUUUAUAGGUCACUAGUUAACUGCUUGAAGAAAAUGGGGAAGCUAGAGUUGGCAAUGACCAUACUAGAGGAGAUGAAUGCAUCUACAGGGAAUCUUGCCGGUCCAAAGGAAUUUAAGUGGAAAGGAAGAUAGAUAGGAACUAAAUUUUCUAUUUGGUUGUUCUGGGUUAUGGUUUGAUCUGAGUUCCUUAGCUUCAUCAAUUUUGCUGCCUAAGGAUAGAGGUUCAACUUUUUUGAAUGCUUGGCUAGAUACUGCCAGUGAUAGGAGCUAGGAAAAACCUCACGUAACUCCCAGUUCAUGCUAUGACCCUUGGGGACACUGCAUUUUGUGGUUGUUUGUUUCUCAGCUGAAGCAACACCUCUUGAACCAUCCAUACUUCCCAGGCUUGCCCAUGGUAGUCGUGAAACUAGAUGAAGCAAUGCAAAGAGCAAACACUGCAGAGAUUGAUAACCCGGUUCUUCCAUAUGUGAAGUACUUGGCAGUUGAAAACAUUGGUCACAUUGGCCUUCCUGAUGUCCCCGUCAUUAGUGGGUAUUAAUGUUUGCGUGCUUUAUUUGAUUGGAAAUGUAUGAACACGAGAUUAAUGGACUUGAUGGUGGUGGUGUGUGGGGACAAAAUCCUGGUAUUCACUUUAAAAGAAUUAAUUCCUACCGUGAUAUAUUUAUAUGUUUCUAUGGCGUCGGGGAGUUCUCAUAUAUGUUUCCUGACGUGAAGACCUGCAAUGCUGAUGAUAAAACUUAGCGGGAGCAUUGAGGUCUUUAUUGUUUAAUUUUGAAUUUGCGAUGAUGCAGAGAGAAUCUGCAGUUACUGCAGCAGUUCUCGAAGUUGAGUUCAGUUUGGUGUUUUAAUGAUUGCUGCCUUCCUCAUUCAUGUGAAAGGAUGAUAUCCAAUACUUGUAUAUCACAGUCAAAAUGGUUGCUUUUGCUCUUGAAGGUUGAGAAGUCUUCAAUGUUUUCAAGUGGAAAGAACCCCUGUCAGGUAACUUCUCGAGUUCCUGGUUUAUCUCAUAACCUAUUAAACAUUCGAAUUUUCAUACGGUACCUGUUUUCUUGCCCUUGGUGAUGUGCUCCCUUGUUCACGUUUCCGUCAACACAUUUGUUUGGCAGUUGACGUUGCUCUUUAGUCUAAUGCUUACUCAUUAUCAUUGGUUUCUGGAUUACUUCUAUCUUCUUCUUUUGGAUGUAUUGCUUUUCUGGGGUGUCUGCUGCUGAUAAGUGAUAAAAUAACGGUGACUAACUCCCUGCCACGAGUGAUGGCAUGAAGCUGGAAAUCCAGUGCACUCCAGCUCAAGCAAAUUUGGCUUUGGGCCAGAUGAUGAGACAAGUGAUUUUCGUUUACUAUUUGCGAAAGCAAUGGAAGCAUGCCACAUGUAACACUCUGAUACAUUAUAAUAUCCCUGUAUCAAAGAAAAAUAGUAGUUUUUCUUCGCCAAUCUCAAAUGCAGAAGCAGAGCAGCAAGCAGAGGAGCAUCUUUCAAACCAGUCGACCGUUGGACUGAAGACGACGCCAUGUCGGGAAGAACUAAGCGUUGAAGUGAAGACGGCGCCGUAUCCAAAGGAAACUCCGCCUGCGACCAAGACGACGGCGUAUAGGAGCUGGAGCCAAGUUGUGUCUGGCGAAUUACCAAACUGAUGCUCAACUUCUUAUUUUGUCCAAUUUCCCAAAUCGGAUUGUACUUUCUUCUUUCCCAAGUUUGUCUUCUUUACUUGUUCUGUAGACCAACAACUUGUCAGCUAUAUAAGCUGAAGAAAGGCAAUGAGAACAA